GGCUGGCGGAGCCCCUGCCCGGCGGCUGGUACCGCUCCGGCCACCUGCCCGCCGCCGUCCUUCGUCCGGGCUCCUUCCCGCUCUUCUUCGUUCUGCCCUCCUGCCGGGAGAGGUGCGGACUGCUCCCCGCAGCCGAAAUGAAUAAAGCUAGCAGCCCUACGUAAUACGCUGAUGGCAUUCUACGCUGCAUCGGGAUCGAUAAGUCAAGAGAGUGUGAUGCCUAGAAAUCUCCUCUCAAAUUCUCCUGAAAUGGCAUCUGAAAUCUCUCCAAAGCACGUGUGUGGGAGCAUGGAGAGGGCUGGCAGUGUGGAGAAUCAUGGCAGCCAAGUUAGGUGCAGAAAUCUUGCCUUGGAUGAUGAGAGUCUGAAAUACUUAACUCACGAAGAGCAGGAUGUCCUCAUGUUCUUUGAGGAAACCAUAGAUGCCUUAGAAGAUGACUUGGAGGAGCCGGUCCUACAUGACAGUGGCAUCCACUGUCAGUCUCCAAGGUCAACAGAAGAAAAUGUAUCCAGUCAUUCAGAGACUGAAGAUAUCAUCGACUUAGUACAGUCAACACCUGAGAGUAGUGACCAUGAAGGCCCUCCUAGCAGAGAUGCAGAACCAGUGUUGGACGCUACCUGGAGAACUGAAAGCCCUAAGCCAGCUGUACCUGCUGACCUUCCCCCACAUCCCCCUGUACCAGCAAUGUCUGAGGCACUUCCUCUUCCUCCUCCACCCCCUCCUCCAGUGCAGCAUCCAAAAUUGUUUCGUUCUGUCCCCACUCCGCUCAUCAUGGCCCAGAAGAUGUCUGAGCAGCAGCCAGAGAGCAGGGUGCGCUUCCCCAGUGCCCUCAAGGAAGGGAAUUCAGACAGGAAGAAAACCCCGGUAGCCAACGGUGAUUAUUUUGUGGGUCCGAAGCACCCUCCCACACCUGCACCCAAACUGCACCGAUUCCCAAGCAACAUCAACAUAACAAAUGUCAGUGGCAAAGAAUUCAAUGAGACUAUUUCAAAAGCAGCAGUUAAUGUCCAGGAGCGGAGAGCUCAGGUGCUGGCCAACAUCAAUGGAGGAGCUUUUCUGGCAGCUGAACUGGAGGAGAAGCUGCAGAAAAGUGAUUUCUUGUCACGUAACAGAAGUUCUUCCUUAAGGGAUCUCUCCUCUGAGCAAACACGAUACGAGGCCCUGACAAAACUUGGCCUUGUUAAGGGAAAACAAGCUCAGGACCAAGUGGACCAUGCCCCAAGCACUCAGCAGCUUGAUGUGCAGCCCAAACAGGCAGAUGCUGUUCCCAAUGGAUAUCAAAACAUCCAUGAGAUUUUAAAAAGCGAGCCCAGCCCUUUCCUUCCUAUGGGCAAAACGGUAACAAUCAAACCAGAGGUAGCUCUUGCUGCUAACAAGGUCAGCAGCACACAGCAGAACACAGCAAAAAAUUGUAAUGAUUAUAAACAACCUAGUCUAAACCUGGAUAUGAGGAGGAGAUCAGGCUCACUGCCUAGGCCUUCAGGAUUUCGAUCCCAAGGGAUAACGGUGAAGUUUGCUGGCCGCGGCUCAACGGAAGAAGCUAGGAGGGAGGCACUUCGGAAACUGGGACUACUGAAAGAGACAGCAUAAUUUGGACAGGAAUGUUGUGGCAACAGGGGGGAAAGUCAUAGCAUGGCUUUGUGCUAGAAUAGUCCCAACUGGAUUGGGAUCAAAGAGAUUGGAAGAAAAAAGGGGAAGUUCUCUGCUUCAGGCAAGCUAAGGAGGUACUAGACACUGUGGAAUGACCGCUCGUGUUUAUCCCAGAAGGACUGGCACCACCACAUACAGUCACGUACAGCAGUGGGUUUCAGCUCUCCUUCCUUCAGAGAUACUCAUCUGUUGCUCUUAGUCAAAGAGGAAUUUUAUUUAAGUAAUGCUGAACUAUAGCAGACAGCAUCUUGUUAAUAAAAUGUACAGUACAGUAUAGUUGUACACAGCAAACUGGAUGGCAAAUCCUCCUUUUGCUCUUUCUGAAGCCAAAACAGAGAGUUCCGUUUGUCUCGCCCACAUGUGUGUCUAUGUUUGUGGGAGCUUGAGAUAAUGUCAAAACUGAAAUUUCUGGCCAGCGUGACACACUUCACUGAAUUUUUGUUGUCUAUAUUAUCUGGCUUGGCUUUGUUCCCUACCAUUGGUGGAGUCGUCUUCUUCCUUGCUCUGUGCCCACUUGACUCAAGACUGUACAGAGGGUAGUUUCAGUUUUGACCUUCUCCUUGACAGUGGCCCAAGCUUCGAGUGGGUGACUGCAUCGCUCUGCUGCUUCACUUGAAGUCUUGCCUUUCUUCCCAGCCACCUGCUUCUUGGUCAUGCUCUAGCAACCUACGUGUCCAGUGAAAGGCACCAGAUAAGCCUCAAGGAUAUGCACCAUGCACCAGUUUUCGCACUGACAGCCAAAGAGUCUCCUGACAAUCUGUGACACCAACUGUUCUGUACCAGUGAUGAUCUUAUAGCAGAGAAGCCAUAGGAACAAGUUAACUUUGUACCAAAUGCGAGAACCUUAUGUCAAAAGUCUUAGCUUUUACAUUAGGGUUCCUGUGAAGAAACUGUUACUUUUGAACAAUAGCUGUACUACACUGAAUAGUUGUAAGUUCUGUUACUUCUAAAAACUGUCACUUGAUCUUCCUGUAGUUUGAUAGCCCUAAUAAUGCUCUGUUCACAGCCUUAUUUGAUUCUGCCCUGCCAAUGCAUAACAGAAGUUACAGCCAAAAUUCUUGCAGGCUAAGUGGAGUUACAGGCGAGAGCUGUAUGUGAGAGCACGUUGCUCCUGAAUGGUCCAAGUUGGCGUUAUUUUGCCUUUGUUCAACAGACAUGCUUUUAAAGAUGGUCCCAAAAUAUAUUUGUGUGUUGGUUUGAUUUUUUUCUUUUAUAUGGCAAAGCUGCUCUUCCACAUUAAAACUCCCUUCCCUUUUUGUACACCUGAAAACAUAAAUAGCCAUUUUAAAAUCAAAUGCCAAACUCCAGACCCUCUAAAUUUCUUGUUGUUAUUCUGCAUGUUUAAGAGUUCUCAGUGUUUUGUGUUUUUCUAAAGGGAAAAACUCACUUAUUCUCUGCACUUUCUAAAGCCUCAAGCAACCCCCUUUUUCCCAAGUAGCUGACUAAUAAACCUUGGAGAAGAGGGGAGCGGCUAUAAUGGAAACUGACACACCCU
Molecule: messenger RNA, 3145 nt
Organism: Haliaeetus leucocephalus (bald eagle)
Lineage: Eukaryota; Metazoa; Chordata; Aves; Accipitriformes; Accipitridae
Gene: PROSER2
Product: proline and serine rich 2
Exons: 4
Coding region: 172-1590 (472 amino acids)
Source: RefSeq, a predicted model, not a curated record